Messenger RNA from Mercenaria mercenaria, 4050 nucleotides. Its product is annotated as carbohydrate sulfotransferase 15-like. The transcript has 8 exons. NCBI's taxonomy places the organism in Eukaryota, Metazoa, Mollusca, Bivalvia, Venerida, Veneridae. Gene Ontology annotation, biological process: hexose biosynthetic process. The record is from RefSeq and is a predicted model, not a curated record. Gene Ontology annotation, molecular function: N-acetylgalactosamine 4-sulfate 6-O-sulfotransferase activity. The coding region runs from base 397 to 2034 and encodes 545 amino acids.
AUCGGUCGGAUAUAAGCAAUUUGUCUUGGCAAUAGCCCGUAAUCGUGCCGGAAUAACGGAUGAUUAUAGUUGUUUUAAAGGGUGUUUAAAAUUCAGUACAGGGAAAUAUAAAUCUCCUACUUUGCCUGUAUUAAUAUAUUUUAAUAAAGUGGUGGGAAAGCAGUUCAAGACUAGUCAAAACUACCUCUCUUUCUUUUAUUGAAAAUCGAGGAAACAGUGGAAUUUAUCUUCAAUCCCAGACACGUUGCAAUAGUUGCAUCAUCACUUGCAUAGAAAGGAUUAUAGCAGUGUAAAUUGAAUACAUUUGGAGUAAAAAUGGAGUUACCGGUAAGCUUAUAAUGUGACUGCAGGUGCAACCGGAAGUAGCAUGCAGUCGGUGGCGACUGCUAUCGAAAGAUGACAUAUGGACCAACAAUACAAUGGCGCUUUCCAUUCCAAGAAAAACUCGAACUUAGGAAACCGGAUUUUAGAGUAGUUUUCAUUUCAUUGUGUUUAGUAGUCGGACUUAUUAUUCUGAUCUCAUUUUCAUAUUAUUCUUCACUGUCAGUCACGUUCACGUCAGACCAAUUCCAAACACACUCUACAGACGUAGGCCGUUUCACAAAGUCAAAUGUCAGUAGGCUAAAAGUUUCUUUCAUCGUAGAAGAAGAUGAUUCUAGUGAAACUUCUGAAGUAACAACAAAAGAAAUUGAGGAAGUAUUUACACAAUUAAACUUUAGUAUUGUUUCAUCAAGUGAUUAUGAAACCGAAAAGGGACAUUUGGAAACACAGAGUGAAAGCCUGGAAGCAGACGACGGACUUAAUGCGACGCUGGGAACCAGUAGCGUGCUCGAGGAAGGAUUUAACUGGAAUGAUUCAAGAUUGGAUAUUCUGCAUAUGUCCAAAAUACAGUAUGAUACAAGAUUCAAAAAUCCGUGCUGGUACGAGCCUCUUCAGAGUUCGCAUCCAUACGAAAACAACACAUAUGCUCCAUUCUCACCAUCUGCCAAACGUGUUCUUGCCAAGAUGACAAGGCAUUGGGAAGACGAAUUCCUUUCUGAAGAUAAACCAAGCAGACUUCGGUGCCUUCCAUAUUUCUUGAUCAUUGGUCAGCCAAAAUGUGGUACAACGGACUUGUUUUGGAAGAUUGCCAAACAUCCAGAUAUUGAAGCGCCGCCGAUCAAAGAGCUGCACUGGUGGUCGAGGAGUAGGCAAGGUCGAAGGUUUUCCUAUUCAAAAAUCAUUCCAUUUAAUGACUAUGUAGACAUGUUUGAUCGAGCCGCCUUGCAUAUUGAACAAAGACUUCAUAAUACCACUUCUACAUUAGAAGACAGUACUCAGAAUUCUAAUGUCAUCGUCGGGAAUGAUGAUAUAAAUAUUACUCAGAAAAUUACAGGUGAAGCUAGUGUGUCCUUGUUUUGGGAUAACAAUGAAUGGAUGAAAUUCCCCGAGAACAGAGGACAGAGAGAGCCUGUAUACAUAGUGCCUCAUUACGUACACCAUAUCAUACCAGACGCCAAACUCAUCAUUAUGCUACGGGACCCAGUUGAAAGAAUGUAUUCAGAUUAUCUCUACUUCCAUUCCACAAACAAGUCCGCAGACGACUUUCAUUCUGCAGUGAAGUUAGCCAUUAGUCUAUAUUCUAACUGCACCUCCAAAUACAGUGUUCGCCAGUGUAUUUAUGAUACAAAUUUAUCUAAUAAAGUCAGGGCAAGAUUAAGAAUCGGGAUGUACAGUGUAUAUUUGAAGGACUGGCUCACCUUGUUUCCACUGACACAGUUCUUCAUUUUACGUCUUGAAGAUUAUUCGAGAAAUCCCGUCAAAUACGUGAAACAAAUCUAUCGAUUCCUGAACAUCAGAGAUAUUACAAAAGAAGAAGAGGAACUAGUGUUAACAUCCCCAGGCAGAAAUGCACGAAAACCAGAGGAUCAGCUUCUAGGCGGAAUGCACGAGAAAACUAGAAUUCUGUUGAGCGACUUUUACCAACCGUAUAACCAAGAACUCGCACAGAUAAUCGGAAAUACAAAAUUCUUGUGGACGGAUGUCAAACACUAAACAUUCUGAAUGUGAUAUAACUUGCCUUGUGUUCCAUUGUUUAUAUAAAACGGUUGGCAUUUUGUCUUAAGUUGUUACACAUGGAAAAACACAUAGGUCACCAUGACAUAAAUUAUUACCUGUUUUUUCCGUUGCAGUAUUUUCAGCAUGUUUUUUUCUUCUUUAGAACAUUAUUUUGUCAGUAAUUGUUUGUACAUCUCAUAAAACAUAACGUCUUAUAAUUAUGAUAUACGUCCGUUUUUGAAAAGUGGACAUAUUAUGUUAUGGCGUUGUCCAUCCACCAAUAUUUCAGGACAAAGGUACCUACGGCUUUCAAACUUCAAACGAUGAAUAACGAUUUGAGUAAGACCCAGUUUGAAUUGAGGGUCUCUGGCUCAACGGUCACAUGGCCCCGACAUGGCUUUUAUAUACAUUUACUUUUCCGAAGUUAAAAAGUAUUAUUUCUACAGCUUUAAAAUGUCACACAGUGACUUUGUACCUCUUGCGGAAGAACACAGUUGAUUUCGGGGUCACUGGCUCAAAGGUUAAGGCCGCGAGGUCCCGACUUAACUUUUAUUGUUCAACUGUUUAAACGCCCGAACGGGCGUGUUUUGCCUCAUUAAGCGGCGGUCUUGUCAUGAUAACGUUCUAUUUUUUGUAUUAAUAUUAUGAUAUAAUAUUUUUUACUGAUUAUUCCAUAAGUCAGUCGUAAGUUAUGUCCUAUAUUUAGUAUUUCUUUUCAAAAUAAUAAUGUUAUAUUCUACAGUUUUGUCCAUAUUGAUAUAGUAUUCAGUAUAAUGUCUAGGUAUUUACCUGCAUUUUUGUUUUUAUUAUCUAGUUUUCAAUUAAGUGUGUUAAAUGAAAUAGUAUUGAAUGAAACAGUAUUUUAAUUUUAUUUUCAUUUUAUUCUGCUACAGUAUGUUUGAGUUAGUUAGGAAAAUAGUUUAUGAUUCUCAAAUGUGAUAAAUCAAUUUUGUUGUGCACGUGACUUUCGUUCAGGUUUGUGUUUUAUGUUAACACCAAUGUAAGACAAUCAUUUUAGGGAUUUCAUGUUUUGGGGAAGUUGGUACAUGUCAGAGUGUAGACUGAAAAAGUAUUAAUUAGCCGUAAACGGAAUUCUCCAAUAUCAGAACUUGAAGCUGUUCCAUACAGUAUCGAGUAACUCUUACUGUAAAACAUUUAUUAUUCGCGAGAAAUUUAUUUGCACUAAUGAUCGCUAGUUUCUUCCAUGCUAAUUAAGGUUUUGUAAAAAAAAUGCCAGUUUUGUAAUAGGUUAUGUAUAUGGUAUAUCCAGAUGUAUUUCUAGCUUGCACAUUUCGCAAUGUCUUAAAUUCAACAUUAAGCUAAUUAGACAAAUCUAGCUAAGGAAAUUUGCGAAAAAGGGUUCACGCAAAUAUAAGUUGUUUUACAGUAUAAAUUGAAGAAUAUCUAACUGUGAAAAUUUCUAAUAUUAUGAAUGCUGUCGUGUGCUUUUUGUUAACUGUCGAACAUUAAACUUCAUUAGAUGGUAGUCACGGUAUAGUAUUAUUUCAGUGUAAUAAAUACGAAAUCAAUUGUUGUGAUAUUUUUCCAUGAAUAUUUAUAUCGAUCUUUUUUAUUAUUAUGCAUUUCACACUGGCAUUUUGUACUAAAUUUAUGUACUCAUUAUUUUUCUAUUUGUUUGUAAGUCCUGAUUGUCCAAUAUCCCAUUAUUUAUUUCAUAUUUUCUUUACAAAAUCUUUAUAUUAACUAGCCAGUGACAGUAAUUUUAGCUGUAUGUUUUAUUAUUAGUAUUAUAAGCGCCCGUAAUGACUUUCGAAAAUUCCGUUCGAUUACGUAGAUUCCUUAUGCGAUUCCGGUAUUCUCCGGUAACUGAAAGACAGGUGCUCGUAUGAACUACAUUAUUGUCCGAAGGAUGCCGAAAUGCGACACAAGAAUGCGCAAUUGCACGGAAAUUAUCGAAUGCCACUACGGGUUCACAACCUUCACUUCAUUUUGACCACUCUCCAGAAAAUCUGUAAUUAAUGAUAUAUGAAAAUAAAUGAUUUAAAAACCUUU